This is a messenger RNA of Acanthocheilonema viteae, 1215 nucleotides long. The record is from the annotation of a GenBank genome assembly. Lineage: Eukaryota; Metazoa; Nematoda; Chromadorea; Rhabditida; Onchocercidae.
AUGGAACAAAAAAUGAUUGUAGCACCAUCGUCACCAAUGGCUAUGCAUUAUGAACAUCUGGCAUAUCGUGCCACUGCACCAUUAGCACGCACUCGAAGUGCAUUGCAAAUUUCCUUACAGUCAUCUAUGCCACCAUCAACCACAUAUACCAUAUCAUCAUUAUCAUCACCACUAUCAUCACCAUCAUCAUCAUCAUCAUCAUCAUCAUCAGCAACAGCAACAGCAGUAGCAUCAAAUGUUGAAAGUUCAAAUGUUCAGGAAUCUGAAAAAUUGAUUGCAAAAAUGUGCAAUGAAAUACAAAGACGAAUUCCAUUCAAAAAAACUAUGGUAAAUUACAAUAAAAUAUCACAUAAUGCUAAAAUAACAAAUGAUAAUGAUGGAUCGAAAUCAAAUCAUGUAUGUUUAGCAUCAGCAAUACAAACUAAUUGCUUACCUUUGCAACGUUCCACAAAUUCUUCUUCCAUUAUUAAUUCAUCCUUCAAAGAAAGAAUGAAGGGAAAUAUAAGGAAUGAUUAUGAUAAUGAACAGUUUAAAUAUUAUUCAAGCCAAAGCAGAAAUUCUGAUACAACCGGCAUUUUUACAUGUCCGGAAAAAUGCUUUAAACGACGUGUCACACGACAAGCUUCAUUCUUGGCAGCCGUUUCAGCGGGUAAUUCUCAUCGCGAAAUACGAUCUGCUUCCACUCAUGAUUUACGAUCGAGUUUGAAUCAUUCAUGGCAUGAUGCUGCUGGUAGUACCACUCAUUUAACUUCAUAUUACGCUAAUGCAUCAAGGUCAAAUGAGUCAUCUUCAACUGCCAUGCAAUCAUUUUUCGUACAUACCUCGGAUAGCAAUAAAAUCAAAAAUUAUGCAAAUCUUUCACAACAUUCAGCUUAUUAUAUUGCUUCGGAAAAUAAAUUCCUGAAUGAUAAUCGUUGUAAUAAUUUCAUUGAUCAGGAACGGCAAAUUAUUAAGAAAAAUUUAAAUAUUCCACAAAAUUCACAUUCGAAUACUGCAAAUAUGUGGCGGCGACAACAUUCGAGCAAUAAUGAAAAUUCAGCAUUAACGAAGCCGACGAGUACAAAUUUACCGGGUGCGGUAAAAGUAACUGAAAAUACGGAUUAUAUCGCCCGGAAACAUCUUGCACGAGCAACCUCUGUGGAGGCAUACGGUAAGUAUUUUUUCUGCUUGGACACUUUAGUUGUACUACCUUGUGCCACUAAUGCUAUAGCAUAA